GUGGAAGGACAUGAUGCCAGAUCUGAGCGAGUACAAGUGGAUUGUGCCUGACUUCAUAUGGGAACUUGAUGAGUACAUUGAUUUUGACAAACUUAGCAAAGCUCUUCCUGAGUCUGAAGAUCUUAUGAAGCUGCUGCCUGACUUUGACAAGAUUGGAGAGAGCCUCGGUUCCCUGAAGGAGUUCUUCAAACCCGGUUACAAUUUGGUUAGUGAAGUCAUAGGAGCUUCUGAUCUACCUCUGUUGUUAGAUUCUUCGGGGGAGACGGCGUUCAGAGCUACAGACCAGGGCAGCGAGAAUGAGAAGCAGAACAAGAAGGGCCUCCUUGGCGAACUCGUUUUCUUGCAGCAGCAACUCCAGCAGCAUGAAGAGGAAGUGCGCAGCGCCACUCCAGGGCCAGGCUCCUCCCAGCAGAAGCGAAAGGUUUCUGACAAAGAAAAGGUUGAUCAGCUCCAAGAAGAACUUCUGCGGACUCAGCUGAAAUACCAACGGAUGCUUGAGCGUUUGGAGAAGGAGAAUAAAGAACUAAGGAAGAUUGUACUCCAGAAAGAUGACAAAGGCAUUCAUCAAAGGAAGCUGAAGAAAUCUCUGAUUGACAUGUAUUCAGAAGUCCUGGACAUCCUGUCGGAUUACGACGCCAGCUACAACACCCAGGAUCACCUCCCCCGGGUUGUGGUGGUUGGAGAUCAAAGUGCUGGGAAAACCAGUGUUCUUGAGAUGAUCGCCCAAGCCCGGAUCUUCCCACGUGGCUCUGGAGAAAUGAUGACUCGCUCGCCAGUCAUGGUCACCCUCAGCGAAGGGCCUCAUCACGUGGCCAUAUUCAAGGACAGCUCUCGAGAGUUUGAUCUGACCAAGGAGGAAGAUCUGGCGGCCCUGAGGAAUGAGAUUGAGGUCCGGAUGAGGAAGAGCGUAAAAGAAGGCUACACAGUCAGCGCCCAGACCAUCUCCCUCAACGUGAAAGGCCCUGGCCUGCAAAGGAUGGUGCUGGUGGAUUUGCCAGGGGUCAUCAGCACGGUGACGUCAGGGAUGGCCCCUGACACCAAGGAGACCAUCUUCAGCAUCAGCAAGGCCUACAUGCAGAACCCCAACGCCAUCAUCCUUUGCAUUCAAGAUGGGUCUGUGGAUGCAGAACGCAGUAUUGUCACUGACUUGGUCAGCCAAAUGGACCCACAGGGGAAAAGGACGAUCUUUGUCUUGACAAAGGUGGACCUGGCAGAGAAAAAUGUGGCCAGUCCAAACAGGAUCCAGCAAAUCAUCGAAGGCAAGCUCUUCCCCAUGAAGGCUCUGGGGUAUUUUGCCGUUGUGACCGGAAAAGGAAACAGCAGUGAGAGCAUUGAAUCUAUUAGAGAGUACGAAGAGGAAUUUUUCCAGAACUCUAAGCUGCUGAAGAAGUGCAUGCUGAAGGCCCACCAGGUGACGACGCGCAACUUGAGCCUGGCUGUGUCCGACUGCUUUUGGAAAAUGGUGCGCGAGUCCGUGGAGCAGCAAGCGGAUGCGUUUAAAGCAACACGUUUUAAUUUGGAGACGGAAUGGAAGAACAAUUACCCCCGCUUGCGAGAGCUCGACCGGAAUGAGCUGUUUGAAAAAGCGAAGAAUGAAAUUCUUGACGAAGUCAUAAGCUUGAGCCAGGUGACGCCAAAGCACUGGGAAGAGAUGCUUCAGAAGACCUUGUGGGAGAGGGUCUCGACACACGUGAUAGAGAACAUCUACCUUCCGGCAGCACAGACCACGAAUUCGGGGACUUUUAACACUACGGUGGAUAUCAAGCUGAAGCAGUGGACGGACAAGCAGCUGCCCAACAAAGCCGUGGAGGUGGCCUGGGAGACCCUGCAGGAGGAGUUCUCUCGUUUCAUGACAGAGCAGAAGGGCAAAGAACAUGAUGACAUUUUUGACAAACUGAAGCAGGCGGUUAAAGAGGAGAGCAUCAAGCGGCACAAGUGGAACGAGAGAGCAGAAGACAGCCUGAGGGUGAUCCAGCACAACGCCUUGGAAGACCGCUCCAUUUCAGACAAGCAGCAGUGGGAUGCGGCCAUUCAGUUCAUGGAGGAAACGCUUCAGAGUCGCCUGAAAGACACUGAAUCCGUCAUUGAAGACAUGGUGGGCCCCGACUGGAAGAAAAGGUGGCUCUACUGGAUAAGCCGCUCUAAAGAACAGGGCAUUCGUAAUGAAACAAAAAACGAACUCGAGAAGAUGAUCAGGUGCAACGAAGAACAUCCAGCGUAUCUUGCAAAUGAUGAGGUCACGACCGUCCGGAAGAAUCUUGAGGCCCGAGGGGUGGCAGUAGACCCAUGCUUGAUCAAGGACACCUGGCACCAGGUGUACAGGCGGCAUUUCCUGAGAGGGGCCCUGGGCCACUGCAACCUGUGCCGCAGGGGCUUCUACUACUACCAGAGGCACUUUGUGGACUCGGAGCUCGAAUGCAACGACGUGGUCCUCUUCUGGCGCAUCCAGCGGAUGCUGGCCAUCACAUCCAACACCCUGCGGCAGCAGCUGGCCAACACGGAAGUGAGGCGCCUAGAGAAGAACGUAAAGGAGGUGCUGGAGGAUUUUGCGGACGAUUAUGAAAAGAAGAUGAAGCUCAUAACUGGGAAAAGAGUCCAGCUGGCCGAGGACCUCAAAAAAGUUCGGGAGAUCCAAGAGAAACUUGAAGCCUUCAUUGAAGCCCUCCACCAAGAAGAGAAGUAGGCGGUUCAAAGAGGAGACCGUCUGCAGGAAGACCAAGCCCUCGCCUGGAGCGCCCU
Messenger RNA from Euleptes europaea (tarantolino), 2739 nucleotides. It is a transcript of the gene OPA1, whose product is annotated as OPA1 mitochondrial dynamin like GTPase. The transcript has 29 exons. Bases 11 to 2683 code for a protein of 890 amino acids. NCBI's taxonomy places the organism in Eukaryota, Metazoa, Chordata, Lepidosauria, Squamata, Sphaerodactylidae. Gene Ontology annotation, molecular function: GTPase activity; GTP binding; microtubule binding. Gene Ontology annotation, cellular component: cytoplasm; mitochondrial membrane; microtubule. The record is from RefSeq and is a predicted model, not a curated record. Gene Ontology annotation, biological process: mitochondrial fusion.